This is a messenger RNA of Capronia epimyces CBS 606.96, 1860 nucleotides long. RefSeq lists its product as uncharacterized. Gene Ontology annotation, molecular function: tRNA (uracil(54)-C5)-methyltransferase activity, S-adenosyl methionine-dependent. The transcript has a single exon. Lineage: Eukaryota; Fungi; Ascomycota; Eurotiomycetes; Chaetothyriales; Herpotrichiellaceae. Bases 1 to 1860 code for a protein of 619 amino acids. The record is from RefSeq and is a predicted model, not a curated record. Gene Ontology annotation, biological process: tRNA processing.
AUGCAAAGACCACGGAUGGUUCCCGGGCCAGUCAAGCGCCAGAAGGUUGCCUCGAGAAAGCUGCUGAGCGAAGGGACGCCGAGUGAAGUGCUCACCUUCGAAGCAGAGGCCCUGCUGGGCCAGCAUAGAAAACAAGCCAACGCCGAACUGUCAGAACAAGGAACAGGUCAGGCCCCCGAGCAGUACAUUCCUCCCGCGGCCCAGACGGAACUGGAACUCGAGAUCGAACAGCUUUCGUCGACGGGCGAUGGCCUGGCCUGUUCAGCCCACAAGAACCAUGUCUACGUCGUUCCCUUCUCCAUCCCUGGAGACCGCGUGCUGGCCAAAACGUUCCCGCAGAGGCCCAACCCGCUGUUUACGCAGCUCGACUUCGUCAAAGUGCUCCGGCCGUCGCCCAAGCGCGAAGGCGUCACGCCCGGCUGCCAGUACUUUGGGGUCUGCUCUGGCUGCCAGCUGCAGAUGAUGCCGUACGAGGAGCAGCUGAAACACAAAAAGACGAUUGUGGAGAAGGCGUUCAAGUACUUUUCCAACCUCGACCCGUCGCGCAUCCCGCCCAUCGGCGACACCGUCGGCUCGCCGCUGCAGUAUGGCUACCGGACGAAGCUGACGCCGCAUUACGACAAGCCAGCGAAGAAGGCCGACGCGUCGCUGCCCGCGAUCGGCUUCGGCCUGAAGAACAGCCGCCGCGUGCUGGACAUCGAACAGUGUCCCAUCGGCACGCCGAUCUUGAACGAAGGCCUCGCCAUCGAGCGGCGCAAGGUGCAUGAGACCUUCAGCAAGCGUAAGACCGGCGCCACCGUCCUCCUGCGCGAGUCGACGCAGCGCAAACCCAUCUCGGGCGCGGACCUGCCGGAGACGGCGGCGGCGGCGGCGGAAAAGCAACAGACGGCCAAGGAGACUUCUCCUCCGCCAUCGUCCCGUUCCCUCACCCUCCCCGUGCCGACACCACGAUCGGAGCAACACCGGGUCAAAGACGGCCUUCCCCAAAUCAUCUACACGUACGACACGUACCAGGACGUGAAGACGUACACGUCGACCGGGACGGCCUGGACGACGGAGCACGUGGGAGAAUUCAAGUUCGAGAGCCGGGCCAACUCGUUCUUCCAGAACAACAACUCGAUCCUGCCCAGCUUCAUCCGCUACGUGCGCGAACACUGUGUGCGGCCUGAGAACACGGACCACACGCCACACGAUGAUAACGACCGGAAAGCGACCCCCGCCGACGCUGGUGCCGUUCCACGUCCACCGAUCAAAUACCUCCUCGACGCCUACUGCGGCAGCGGGCUCUUCGCCGUGUGCCUGUCGCCGCUGUUCGCGUCGGUGCUCGGCAUCGACAUUGACGUGCAAGGCGUCGAGGCGGCGCGGCACAACGCCACGGCCAACGCCAUUCCGAACGCCGGCUUCAUCGCCGCCGACGCCGAGUGCCUGUUCGCCGACGUGCCCUUCCCGCCCGACCAGACCUUGGUCGUGAUCGAUCCGCCGCGCAAGGGCGCCAGCGUCGAUUUCCUGCGCCAGCUGUGCGCCUUCGGCCCCCGCCGUGUCGUCUACGUCAGCUGCAACGUCCACACCCAGGCCCGCGAUGUCGGCCUGUUGGUCUCGGGCUUCGACGACGCCGACGCCGCUUGGAGAUACGAGAUCGAGAGUCUCCGCGGCUUCGAUUUCUUCCCCCAGACCGGCCAUGUCGAGGGCGUGUGUUUCUUGACCCGUGUGCCUAAUCACGUUACCGUCACCGCCCCUAAUGGUGAUGGUAAUGGUGGUGCUGGCAACCGCACGAGUGAAAAUGAAAAUGUCACCGUCGCCAAUGCCGGUACCACGUCCACCGUGGAAAAUGCCGAGGAUGCCGACCUGGCUCGGGCCUGA